CGUCCGAUAAGAUUAUACACACGGUGAUAAUCUUGUUCAGUGUUUAUGCCCGUUUAGAAAAAUCUAGUUAGCCUUCAAGAACACCAUACACUAAAUAUUCUCGUUACUAGUUGAAAAGUCCUACAAGAAUAAAACAGCCAUGACUAUAGAUAUGUAUUAUGUACCUGCCAGCCCUCCCUGCAGAACAGUCCAGGUUGUGGCCAAAAUACUAGGAAUUGAAUUGAAUCUUCACCUCGUCGAUUUCUUGAAGGGUGAACAUAUGACGCCAAAGUUCCUUCAGAUGAACCCUCAACAUUCACUGCCUACAAUUGUUGACAAUGGAUUCUCUCUCAGUGAAAGUCGAGCUAUCAUCACUUACUUGAUGGACAAAUACAGCAAGAAUGACUCUCUUUAUCCGAGGGAUAUAAAGAGACGAGCUGUCAUCAACCAGAGACUCUAUUUCGACUGCAGCGUGCUCUAUCAGCGAUUCAUGGACUUGUAUUUUCCCAAGUUCUUCGGAGGAGCCGAGCUGGACGAGGCCAAGGAGAAGAGGCUUGAUGACGCAUUCAAUAUUUUGGAAGAGUACCUGAGUCGGACCAGAUGUGUGGCUGAGGAUAGUUACACACUAGCAGAUAUCUCUGUAGCCGUCACCGUCUCUACAAUUGAGGUAUCUGGCUAUGACAUAAGCAAGUACCCCAGUGUAGCGGCUUGGAUGGCCAGGGUCAAAACCUCUCUCCCUGCGUAUGAGGUCAACCAGAAGGGCGUAGAAGCCUUUAAAGCGCUAGUUUCAUGAUCAUCGCUCUAAUAGUUUUAUUGUUUUUUCCAAUAUAUUUUGAAUGUUAAUGUCUUGUUUGUAAAUAGAACCACAAACUAUUACACCUUUUCAGUAAAUAAA
Molecule: messenger RNA, 874 nt
Organism: Homalodisca vitripennis (glassy-winged sharpshooter)
Lineage: Eukaryota; Metazoa; Arthropoda; Insecta; Hemiptera; Cicadellidae
Product: glutathione S-transferase 1-like
Exons: 6
Coding region: 140-772 (210 amino acids)
Biological process (GO): glutathione metabolic process
Molecular function (GO): glutathione transferase activity
Source: RefSeq, a predicted model, not a curated record